AUGUAUUCAAAUUCCUCAAUUAUAAACAAUUAUAUUCAAUUAAACAAACAAAAUUUAUAUUUUUGUGAUUUUAUUAAUAAAUAUGAAGGAGAACUUGCUCGAGAGGAAUUUUAUCAAAUCUCUAUUGAUUAUAUGGAUCAAUUCAGAGGAGGUCAUCAUUAUAAAUUAAUUAAACCUGAAGCUGAAAAUUUUGAUUUUGCUUUGUUUGAUGAACAACAUAAAGAAAUAAGCAAACAAAUUGAAGAGAAGUGGCUUAAUGGAUUAGAUGAACCGAUUCCUUUGUAUUUGUCUCUUUCCGAUAUGGGCAUUUGCUUUUAUAAAGUUUUCGCCUUCACCGAUGAAAUCAGUUAUCUUCUACUACAACUACCAACUUUUAUCAGAAACAAAGGGGACAUGAAAAUUGUUUAUUAUUAUUUAAAUAAAUUAUUUAAUUGUUCCUUCGAAUGUAACCGCGCUAAUGAAUUUAUAUUCAACCCAGAAUUAAUCGAAUUAUUAUUUGGAAAUACUAAACAAAUUUAUAUUCAAGAAUCUUAUUAUUAUUUUAAUAAGAGUAAUGCAGAAAAGUUAUUAAAAUUUAUUCUGAAUCAUUUUAUCUUUGGGUCUCUUAAAAUCAUUUUUCCAACUGAAGAUGAUGAAGAGUAUACUAAUAUUGAAGAAUAUAUAAAUGUUUUAUCCAAAAUUUUAAUCAAUGGCGACAAGUGUAAAUCAAUUACUUUAUCAAAUCAGCCACAAUAUUUCAAUUUUAUCAUUAACGUAAGUUUUGACUCUAUGUGA
This is a messenger RNA of Meloidogyne enterolobii, 774 nucleotides long. NCBI's taxonomy places the organism in Eukaryota, Metazoa, Nematoda, Chromadorea, Rhabditida, Meloidogynidae. The record is from the annotation of a GenBank genome assembly.